Messenger RNA from Solea senegalensis (Senegalese sole), 3328 nucleotides. RefSeq names its product catenin (cadherin-associated protein), alpha 2 (gene ctnna2). Gene Ontology annotation, biological process: cell migration; cell-cell adhesion. NCBI's taxonomy places the organism in Eukaryota, Metazoa, Chordata, Actinopteri, Pleuronectiformes, Soleidae. The record is from RefSeq and is a predicted model, not a curated record. Gene Ontology annotation, cellular component: adherens junction; actin cytoskeleton; catenin complex. Gene Ontology annotation, molecular function: cadherin binding; beta-catenin binding; structural molecule activity. The transcript is spliced from 18 exons. The coding region runs from base 326 to 3043 and encodes 905 amino acids.
AGGCACUCCGCUAGUAGCGCAUCAUUAUCUGCACCUGCCUACUGUGCUGUUGUGGUGGGAGCGUCGGGAGGAGCCAUUAUUUUGCAGGGGACAUUCGGAGGAGGAGGAGGCAUUUCCGAGACGCCGACAGAAGCGUGUAGGCACAGCUUCAGCACCACACCGUUGAGGAAAGCGUCCAGAUUUCCAGUCAUAUUCUCACUGUUCAGUGUGGCUUCACCGAGCAGGAGGGCAUCUUUUCUUUUUUGGGGGAAUACUCCGUGAGAACAAGCGCUGUACACAGUUUGUGGACCUGCAGGAAGUGUCUUCUAAAACGGUUAAAGAAACCAUGACGACCGCCACUUCCCCCAUCCUGUUGAAAUGGGAUCCUAAGAGUCUUGAAAUCCGUACCCUGACUGUGGAGAGGCUUUUGGAGCCCCUGGUGACACAGGUGACUACCCUGGUGAACACCAGCAACAAAGGGCCAUCCAGUAAGAAGAAAGGGCGCUCCAAGAAGGCCCAUGUCUUGGCAGUUUCUGUUGAGCAGGCUACCCAGAACUUUCUGGAGAAGGGUGAGCAGAUCGCCAAAGAUAGCCAGGACCUCAAGGAGGAGCUUAUUGCUGCUGUGGAGGAUGUUCGUAAGCAAGGAGAGACCAUGCGGAUUGCCUCAUCGGAGUUUGCUGAUGACCCAUGUUCCUCAGUGAAACGUGGCACAAUGGUGAGGGCUGCCCGUGCCCUGCUCUCCGCUGUCACACGCUUACUCAUCCUCGCUGACAUGGCCGAUGUCAUGAGGCUGCUGGCCCACCUUAAAAUUGUAGAGGAGGCCUUAGAGGGUGUAAAGAAUGCGACUAAUGAACAGGACCUGGCCAACCGCUUCAAGGAGUUUGGAAAGGAGAUGGUGAAGCUCAACUAUGUGGCAGCCCGGAGACAGCAGGAACUUAAAGAUCCCCAGUGUCGAGAUGAGAUGGCGGCUGCACGUGGAGCCCUCAAGAAAAACGCCACCAUGCUGUACACGGCCUCACAGGCUUUCCUGCGCCACCCAGAUGUGGCUGCCACACGUGCCAACCGAGACUACGUGUUCAAACAGGUGCAGGAAGCGAUAGGAGGCAUUUCCAGUGCUGCUCAGGCCACCUCACCCACUGAUGAGAAACAUGGCCAUGCUGGUAUUGGGGAACUGGCUGCUGCCCUCAAUGAAUUUGAUAACAAGAUCAUCUUGGACCCUCUGACAUUCAGCGAGGCCCGUUUCCGACCUUCUCUGGAGGAGCGCUUGGAGAGCAUCAUCAGCGGUGCCGCGCUAAUGGCUGACUCCUCAUGCACACGCGACGAUCGACGCGAGCGCAUCGUGGCCGAGUGCAAUGCCGUUCGACAGGCCCUCCAAGACUUGCUGAGCGAGUACAUGAACAACACUGGAAGGAAAGAGAAAGGUGACCCACUGAACUCAGCCAUUGAUAAAAUGACCAAAAAAACCAGGGAUCUGCGCAGACAGCUGAGGAAGGCAGUGAUGGACCACAUUUCAGACUCUUUCCUGGAGACCAACGUCCCCCUCUUGGUGCUCAUUGAAGCGGCUAAGAGCGGAAAUGAGAAGGAGGUCAAGGAGUACGCCCAGGUGUUCCGUGAACAUGCCAACAAACUGGUGGAGGUGGCCAACCUAGCUUGCUCCAUCUCCAACAACGAAGAGGGCGUGAAGUUGGUUCGUAUGGCUGCCACCCAAAUUGACAGCUUAUGUCCACAGGUUAUCAAUGCUGCACUCACUCUUGCGGCGCGCCCUCAAAGCAAAGUCGCCCAGGACAACAUGGACGUUUUCAAAGAUCAGUGGGAGAAACAGGUGCGCAUUCUGACCGAGGCUGUGGAUGACAUCACCUCAGUGGAUGACUUCCUUUCUGUGUCAGAGAACCACAUCCUUGAGGAUGUCAACAAAUGUGUAAUUGCUCUGCAAGAGGGAGAUGUGGACACUCUUGACCGGACUGCUGGAGCCAUUCGGGGCCGAGCUGCUCGUGUGGUCCACAUCAUUAACGCUGAGAUGGAAAACUAUGAACCUGGGGUCUACACUGAGCGUGUGCUGGAGUCCAUCAAGCUUCUGUCUGAGACUGUCAUGCCCCGUUUUGCCGAACAAGUGGAGGUAGCUAUUGAAGCACUGAGUACCAACCCCCCACAGGCCUUUGAGGAGAAUGAGUUCAUUGAUGCAUCCCGCCUGGUGUAUGAUGGCGUCCGUGACAUCAGGAAAGCUGUCCUCAUGAUAAGGACACCAGAGGAGCUGGAAGACGACUCUGACUUUGAGCAGGAGGACUAUGAUACUCGCAGUAGGACUAGUGUCCAGACUGAAGAUGACCAGCUUAUUGCUGGACAAAGUGCCCGAGCCAUCAUGGCACAGCUUCCCCAAGAGGAGAAGGCCAAGAUUGCUGAGCAAGUGGAAAGCUUUAGACAGGAGAAGUGCAAGCUGGACGCAGAAGUGGCCAAAUGGGAUGACAACGGCAAUGACAUCAUUGUGCUGGCCAAGCAGAUGUGUAUGAUCAUGAUGGAGAUGACUGACUUUACCAGAGGCAAAGGCCCCCUGAAAAACUCCUCAGAUGUGAUCAAUGCGGCAAAGAAGAUUGCAGAGGCUGGGUCCAGGAUGGACAAAUUGGCGCGUGCUGUUGCUGAUCAGUGCCCUGAUUCAGCAUGCAAGCAGGAUCUGCUGGCCUACCUGCAGAGAAUUGCCUUGUACUGUCAUCAGCUCAACAUCUGCAGCAAGGUGAAAGCUGAGGUUCAGAACCUGGGCGGGGAGCUCAUUGUUUCUGGGCUGGACAGUGCCACCUCCCUGAUCCAAGCGGCCAAGAACCUAAUGAACGCAGUGGUGCUGACUGUAAAGGCAUCUUAUGUAGCCUCCACCAAGUACCAGAAGGUGUACGGAACAGCGGCGGUCAACUCACCCGUGGUGUCUUGGCGCAUGAAGGCCCCUGAGAAGAAGCCACUGGUAAAACGGGAGAAGCCCGAGGAGUGUCAGACACGUGUGCGACGAGGCUCCCAGAAGAAACACAUCUCCCCCGUCCAGGCCCUCAGUGAAUUCAAGGCCAUGGACUCCUUCUAAGCAAACAACGUCAUACAUACUCAAGAAAAACAACAAAAUAUGAUUCUGACAAGUUGGAGUAAAAGUCCCCUUUUUACAUUGCGUUAACCCACCUGUUUGCGAUGUGUGUGUGUGCUUGGUGACAUCUCAGGAGGACUACAGUACAUAUUAAACUGCCACACUGCGGCUCCUUUGAACUCUGUGGUGCCCCGUGGCUCACAGACUGCCAGCACACACCCAACACUAUUUAUCGGUCUUAUUGUAACUUAAUAUGUGAGAGCCAAAAUGUGACACAAAACCGCUUUG